GAUCCCGAUCCCAAUCCCUAUCCCUAUCCCUAUCCCUAUCCCCAACAUCGGCAUGAAUUCUGUUCGGUGCCUCCAACCGACCGCGACUUCCGCGCACGAUCCACUUCCCUCGACCUACAUACAAUUUUAAGUCUACAUAACAAACUGAGACCGAGUACGAGUACGAGUACGAAUAUGAUGAGACAAGCGGACGAGCAAACGGGAGCGCUGCAGCAGCUCUGCUCCAUGAUUCUUCACGUCCUCCCUUCUCCACCGCUUCCCGUUUCCUUCCCCACCCUCUCCCUCUCUUCUUCCUCCUCCUCCUCUCCUCGCCCCCCCCACAUAUCCGCCGCCGCCUUUGGCUUGCUUUUCCUAGGGAUUUCCGUAGCUUUAAUGCUCUUCGGGUCCCUAACUUUUAUAAUCGGCUUCUUUCUCAUGCCGCUCGUCAUUACGCUUGUCCUCCUCUUUUAUAUUGCCGCUAUUGUUUCCAAUUUGUCGGAAUUCGCCGGCGCCAUUCUCUGGCCUACCCUUGCUCCUGCUGCUCAUGAUUCCAACCAAAUCAAAGAUAAGCCAAACCGAAUGAUGCAAUCAACUCUUUUUGUUUUUUGAUCGGAAUGAUGCAAUCAACUCUACGACAGUAACAAUAUGCAUAUGCGUUGCCGAUGACCGUGAAUGAAAUGACACGUGAUAGUGAAUGCGC
This is a messenger RNA of Andrographis paniculata, 679 nucleotides long. RefSeq lists its product as uncharacterized. Lineage: Eukaryota; Viridiplantae; Streptophyta; Magnoliopsida; Lamiales; Acanthaceae. Bases 175 to 588 code for a protein of 137 amino acids. The transcript is spliced from 2 exons. The record is from RefSeq and is a predicted model, not a curated record.